AUGGGAAAGCUAAUGCUCCAAGACAAUUUUCGUGGUGCCUUGUUCAACCUUGCCCUACUCCUGGCGAAUGAUGUGAAGAGGCCUUUAGAUGCAGUGCCAUAUUUGAAGAAACUUCUCCAGUACUACCCUGACCAUACCAAAGGUCUGAUCUUAAUGGGAGAUAUCAACAUCAAUCAUCUCAAAGACAUUAGAGGAGCAGAAGAGAAUUUCAAGAAGAUUUUAGAAACAGACCCCACCAAUGUGCAAGCUAACCACAACCUCUGUGUGGUUUAUGUUGAGCAGGGAGAUUUACUAAAAGCAGAGAAGUGCCUCGUAGAGACAGUCAAAUUAGCACCCAAUGAGAAAUAUAUACAAGACCAUUUAAGUAUUGUUAGAGGUAGACUUCAGAAAGCAUAUCAGCAGAUGAAAGCGCAGCAGCAGCAAGCAAAGAAGAAACCAGUUACAUGACAACAAAUUAAGUCCAGAAAUUCAUCAAACAGUUUGGCUUUACAUUGACCAGCUCAUGAAUAAUUUGGGUGAGAACACUUAUCAACACCGUUGUUGAAAACAAAUGAGAUUCAGACAUUCUGGAGAUUGUGUGAGUUCCAUGAACUACAACGAAGACAACUGUCUCAUCUUGCCAUGAUCUACAAAGCAGCAGGUCUACAAGUCUUAUUCCCUCCAGUGUUACAUAUAUAUUAACUUGGCACACACUCGUGCAGUGACAUAAGCCAGCUUGGAGGCAAUUACAACACCAAAUGAAGUGCUCUCUUUGUAGGGAAUGUUGUAGAAGGCAUCAGAUUCCCUCCUUGGCUGUGUUUUCUUGCCAGCACCACUCUUACCAGCCAGUCUCUGAGACACAAGGGGUGUAGUUACAGGUCAACAAUGUCAAUUUGUUUCUAUUAGGUUUGUACAUGUAGGGCUGUUUUUAGGCCUACUGACUGUUUGCAACUACUCGAGUAUGUUGAUUAAAUGAAAGUUCUUUAUUUUUUGGCAGUAAAAUUUGAAUGGAUAUUGUAACCAAUUUAGUGUAGAAUAUGAGACACUGGAAGAUCAUGGUGGAAAAAUGAUGCAGCAAAAUAUCUACAUGGUGGUAGUAUUGGAUGUCUUUCCACCCAAGUGGUGGGGUCUUGAUGUAUUCACACAGUGCCAAAACAAAGAGAAAAAAAGACAGCAUUAUCUGUGUGAAGGCUGAAUUACAUGGCUAGGUUAUUCUCAGUUCAAGUGGUCCUAUAUGUUGUCGUAAUAGUAUUACAACUUAUACAUAAGAAUCAUUAUCUUGCAUUAUGGAUUCUAGGGUAUGAUAGGCCUCGAAAAGGUAGACGUGGAUAUUUUUUUUUGGUCUUCCAUUACUCUGAGGUGGCUUAUUUUGAUUUGAUGUAAACACUUAAAGAGGGAGUAUAAAAUGCAUACAAUAUGUUCAUGGUAUGAUAAGAGGCGGAUGCAAAUUACAUUAUGUUCUGGGUGGAAUAAAAGCAAAUCAAUGCCUAGUUAACCACUUCCUUACACAAGAGAAGGGAGUUGUAUCAGGAUUAUUUAGUAAGCUGAUGAAUUGAUUCUGCAUUUUUUGUUUGUGAACAAACCAAUGAGGAUUCAUGUUAAAAUCACCGUAUAGAUCUUGAUAAAAAUAGAAGUAUAUAUAUUGAUGCACCUUGAAAGAUCUACAUUAUAGUUGUUUAACUUAUUAUAGUUGUUGACUGUAUUUAACAACUAUAAUGUAGAUCUUUCAAGGUGCAUCAAUAUAUGUAUACUUCUAUGAACAAACCGAUGUGACAUUUAGAUUGCACAAAAGAAGAAAAACGAAAUUUAGCAUAUGGUGUCUUAUUUUGCAACUUAAGUGUUCCUUAUUUUGUGAUUUUGACUAAUGUUCUGAUGCUGAAUUUAAACAUUAAAAUCAGUGUCUAGGACCAGGACAGUGCAAUGGCAUCUUUACAACCUACAUUUUAUUAAACCAAGGCAUACAUUCCAAUGAGAAGGUUGGAUGGAGGGAUGUAUUCAUUUUAUCAAGGGUCCAUGAAGUGGAUUCUCCAUUUUAUAUUUUGACUGUAUAAAUUUUGUAAUUUUUACCCUGGGCAAGUGGUCAGAGAUCACCUUGUUUUUAAUUUUUGGAGUAAUAUGACAACAGUCCAUCUUGCUGCUGUAGUUCCAAGUUAAGAGACUGAAAUAUUAUUGUAGUUUAAUCAUUUGACUUUAGAAGUCAUAAAUAGUCAGACAAAUGCAAAUUUAGUUCUUUUCAGUUGAAGUUGUCUUUUGGACCUCGUUUUAGAAAAUCUGUUGAGGUUUGCAGGAGCAGGUGUCCUAGGUUUCAGGUCCUACCCAGAUUCUAAUUUUCAUGGUGUAGAUGCAGUGAAUGUGAUAAGUUUAUGUAUUUAAGGUUGUUAUGUAGUUGUGCUCAUUAUAUUUUUUAUUAGCGAUGACGUUUUUACUAGGAUUCUCGAAACAAUUAAGUACCCAAACAUAUUGUUAAUUGAAUCCUUUUUAUUGUCAGGGGGAAUAUAUGUAAUGUAGUUUCUUCUUCUUCCAAUCCCAGUAGAUCAAGAACAUAUAAAUUAGUAUUUUAUGGUAUGCCUGUGUUACAAGUUUUGUGGAAUGCUGUGUAUCCAAAUAAUUUUUCC
Molecule: messenger RNA, 2594 nt
Organism: Lingula anatina
Lineage: Eukaryota; Metazoa; Brachiopoda; Lingulata; Lingulida; Lingulidae
Product: protein O-mannosyl-transferase TMTC3
Biological process (GO): protein O-linked glycosylation via mannose
Cellular component (GO): endoplasmic reticulum
Molecular function (GO): mannosyltransferase activity; protein binding
Source: RefSeq, a predicted model, not a curated record